UCAAGCUUUGCAUCGAAGAGACCAUCUAUCUAUCGGUUCUACCGACAGAUCGAGAGCUCAACCAACCAGCAGAGCUAGCAGAAUUAAGCAUGGCGUACAGGGUGUUGGAGCUGACCCUGGUGUCGGCGCGUGAGCUCAAGAACGUGAACCUGAUCACGCGCAUGGACGUGUACGCGGUGGUGACCAUCUCCGGCGACCCCCUGACGCGGCAGUGCACGGCGCCGGACCCCUUCGGCGGCCGGAACCCACGGUGGGACGCCACGCUACGGUUCGCCGUCCCGCCCACCGCCGCCGCCGCGGCGGGGUCGUGCCUCCACGUGCUGCUCCGCGCCGAGCGCGUCCUCGGCGACCGCGACAUCGGCGAGGUCGUCGUCCCGCUCGCGGACCUCCUGGCCGGCGCGCCGGCCGCGGGGCCCCAGCAGCCGCAGGUGGCGUCGUAUCAGGUCCGCAAGGUGCACCGCUGGGAGCCCCGCGGCGUGCUCAACGUGGCCUACCGCCUGGGCCCCGUCGUCGCCCCGGUGGAGGCGGCGGAGAGGAAGCCGCCGCCGGCGGUCAUGGGCAUCGCCUACCCCGACGCGCCGGUGGGGGUGCCGUCGACGCAGCCGUUCCAACCCCCAGCUGGCGCCUACCAACCGCCGCCGCCUCCACGUCCCGCCGCCAAGGCCAAGCACGACCCGGCUCCGGCUCCGGCGCCGUCGCCGUCGCCGAGGAGAGGAAAGAGCAACGGGCUUGGUCUGGAGGGCCCUACUCAGGUUAUUGUGGGCCCCCACACCCAGAUCAUCCUUGGCGGCGGCGGUCCAGCAACGACGGCGAUGUCGUCCCCCACUGGAUCCACCGUCAGCAGCCCACGGAAGCUACAUGGAGCUUGGCCGAAACAGGAACUGCACCAUGAUCGUGAUGACACAACCUAUGCAUCUGCUGCUCAGUCCAUCUUCAGCCCAAGGAAGGAGGAUCAUUCGAGGCCCAAGGUGUUCCCAGAUCACGACGCACAAGGAAGAAGAAGGUCCUUCCAAGAAACUGAGGCCACUAGCCAGCGAUCAGUCGUCUCUCCCUCCUCCAGGGAACCAGGGACGGUGAGUCCACGUGGACCCUCCCCCCGCCCGCCGGUUUCCACGUUCUCCUCCCACGGUUCCUCCUCCUCGCCGCUACCCUACUCCCCAGCUCACCCACUCACUCCCUCUCCCAGCUCCUCAGCUCAUUCCACCACCAAUUCCCCUUACACGGCUCGUCACCCCUCGACCCCUUCUCCCCGGCCUCUUGGCCAAUCGGCAGGAGGUGAUGCCUUUGGUUCUAGCAGGGCUACUAGCCACACCAACUCCCCGCGUUCCGCCUCCACUCACGGUCGAGCAGGAAUCUCCUCGCCACUGCGGCCUUCCUCCGCUCUGGUUGCUACCCACACUAGCAUGGUGCCCUCUCGAUAAGUAGCUCAUCAGUGACAAAGUGGACGGGCCUCUCUUAGUAUCGAAGUACCGAUGGGUUUUGCAAACUUUCUCAAACCAAAACAUCUUACAAGUCUAAUACGUAAAAUCUGUCCAUGUAAGAGACGACCCAUAUGGCCAGAUAGAACAACUAUGAGUGUUGCAACAUACUAGCUUUUGUAAGUGGUGUAUGGACAAGUGUGUGUAUGUGAUUGUGUGGUUUCAAAGGUAGACUUGUACGUGUACGAAUAACAUGCAUGUUUUCCUAA
Messenger RNA from Setaria italica (foxtail millet), 1687 nucleotides. RefSeq names its product mucin-1. The transcript has a single exon. NCBI's taxonomy places the organism in Eukaryota, Viridiplantae, Streptophyta, Magnoliopsida, Poales, Poaceae. Gene Ontology annotation, biological process: defense response. Bases 90 to 1421 code for a protein of 443 amino acids. The record is from RefSeq and is a predicted model, not a curated record.